Mytilus californianus (California mussel) is the source of this 1463-nucleotide messenger RNA. Its product is annotated as thromboxane A2 receptor-like. Gene Ontology annotation, biological process: adenylate cyclase-activating G protein-coupled receptor signaling pathway; positive regulation of cytosolic calcium ion concentration; inflammatory response. Bases 131 to 1396 code for a protein of 421 amino acids. The transcript is spliced from 2 exons. Lineage: Eukaryota; Metazoa; Mollusca; Bivalvia; Mytilida; Mytilidae. Gene Ontology annotation, cellular component: plasma membrane. Gene Ontology annotation, molecular function: G protein-coupled receptor activity. The record is from RefSeq and is a predicted model, not a curated record.
CGAAAACCGUACAAGUAGUUUCCUUUUAAUAAGUAUCCCAUGCAAUCAUUUACAAAUAUGAAACCAUCACUUUGUCUAUAAAUAUAUAUCUGGGAAAUCCUUCUUAACAAUAUACGACAUAACGUUUGAAAUGGUUACCGCAAAUACAUCUAUUGAAACUAAAAUGAAUACCACAAAUGCCUCCAUUGUACUGGGUCGUUCAACUUUACUGACACUUUUAAAUUCGACAGAUAAUGCUACAGUGCUGCCACCAACGAAAAGCGUCGGAUUGCGUCCGCGUGUUCCUGUUUUGUCCGUAGUAUCAUUUGUGCUGGGAGUAAUUGGGAAUAUUCUUGCAAUUUGCGUAGUAUUUCGAUCUAAAGAACGACGCAGUUUGGGCGUGUUUCACAGAUUUGUAGUAGCAUUAGCCUUUACUGACCUGUUUGGCAUUAUAACAACAUCUCCUGUAGUGUUUGCCGUCUUUUCGAGAAAUGUUAGUUUGAAAACGAGUGAAUCAUUAUGCAAUUACAUGGCGUACAUGAUGAUAUUUGCCGGACUAGCAACAGUUCUUGUAGUUGGUGCCAUGGCUUUUGACAGAUAUUUAGCGGUGCUUCACCCGUUCAAAUAUAAAUCUGUUAAAAAAAACUUUAUUGUUAAUAUGGUUAUAUCUGGAAUAUGGCUUUUUUCUGUACUUAUGGCUGCGCUGCCAUUAUUUGGCCUGGGUGUAAACGUUGUGCACUAUCCAGAUUCGUGGUGCUUUUUUAAUUUCUUUGGUGACAGAGUAGAAGACAAAAUAUAUGGAUAUCUUUAUUCCGUACUAGGACUUGGUAUCAUUUGUUUGACAGCAAUAAUGAAUUUGCGGGUAAUUGCAGGAAUCAUUUCUGGGAGAAGAAGUGUUUCAAGACGUGGAAAUAUAUCGAACAAAAAAUCAAGAUCCAGAAAAGACAUUUUUAUAUCCGUGUUUUUAGUAGCAAUAUUUCUAGUAUUUGCUAUCUGUUGGACGCCAUUUAUGGUAAGAAUAACUAUCAAUCAAAGCCGUACGAUUCCCAAAGAUCAAAGAACAGAUUUAAUUGCCUUAAUACUUGCAAGCUGGAACCAAGUCCUUGACCCCUGGGUCUAUCUUUUAUUCAGACAUGAGAUGCUACAGAGAUUUGUGCAUCUGAUCGAAAAAUCCCGAGGAGGAUCGGUCUUGAGACGUUUAUUAAACUUUACAGGAAGCUUUAGGAGCACAUCAUCGAGUAGUGACACACAGUACAAUCAACCAGCAGAAAAUCAUGCUACCUCACAUGCAGAAGUACGACAGGAUCUAUGGCAUGGUAAUAAUGUGUGUUCCAAAGAUGACAGCGAAACCCAGAUGACUGUUUUCAUUGACAAAAAAAUGAUGCAGGAAAACUGUGAUGCACCAAACGACGUUUAACUUUUUUAAAUCAAUUUACAUAUGUAUGCUCAUGUCGAUAUACUAGUAUAUAAAAGAUAAAAUUAGA